Messenger RNA from Durusdinium trenchii, 360 nucleotides. NCBI's taxonomy places the organism in Eukaryota, Dinophyceae, Suessiales, Symbiodiniaceae. The record is from the annotation of a GenBank genome assembly.
AUGCCUAGCAACCAGCGCUUGUGCUGCUUGUGCAAGACUGUGGUCGGAUCGAAUCCGGAUCCAAUCUCGCACUGUCAGGAACAUGUCUUGAGAGAAGUGGGCCUGAUUGAGCAUCGUGAAGACAAAGCGGUCCUGCGGCUUUGCAAGGUGUGCUCAGGAGUCUUUGGAGCGAUUUAUCGGAUGAAGGCGUUUGCCAUUUGGUGGGUGGCGGCAUUAACGAUCCAAGCCCGUCGCAUUUGGCAACCCUUGCAAGAGAUGAGAGCCGAGCCAGCGAUCAAAAAGUUGUUUUCCAUCGACACGUCUGUCCUUGGUCCAGCCUUCCACGCGCGCCUUGCAUUUUUCAAGGUUUGCGCAUCUUGA